Messenger RNA from Ixodes scapularis (black-legged tick), 933 nucleotides. Its product is annotated as ficolin-1-like. Lineage: Eukaryota; Metazoa; Arthropoda; Arachnida; Ixodida; Ixodidae. Bases 16 to 885 code for a protein of 289 amino acids. The record is from RefSeq and is a predicted model, not a curated record. The transcript is spliced from 5 exons.
GACAAAGAUCUCAAGAUGUUCGUAGUAUCCCUCUUCAUGCCUGUUGUGGCGGGGAACGUCUUUAUGGAAAGCAGUAUUCGGCGUGUUCCGGAAAUAACCGAAAGACAGCACACGCCGACGAAAACCUACAUGAUAUUUGACCCCUGCAACACGAACAAACCUGGAAAUCGAACGGUAAGCUGUUCCCAGAUAAAAAUGAGGGAACGCAGCAGCACGAAAACAAAAUAUACAAUUUAUCCUCGCGACAAACCAGUAGACGUGGAAUGUGACAUGGAGACCGAUGGCGGCGGAUGGACAGUGAUUCAACGUCGGUCCAGAUCUGAAGCCGAGAACAACUACUUCGAGAAAGACAUCAAACAUUACGAGAGUGGAUUUAAAACACAGGGGGGAGCUUCGUGGAUAGGUCUUGAUAAUCUUCAUGCACUUACGAGUUUUCCGAACAACCAACAAGCUCUCAGAAUCGAACUGACAAAAAUAGGACAAAGGGAACCGACAGUAUUGCUCUAUCACAAAUUCGUCGUCGGCUCCAAACAGGAGGGUUACAAGCUGACCGUUGCCGACUACGAGGGUCCUCAUCAAGAUUACGACGCGUUGUCCUACCACAACGGACAGAAGUUCACCGUCAAGAAGAGCAUGACGCAGCCACCCGACGGAGACAGAUGCUCCGCAAGACUAAGUGGUGGCUGGUGGUUCAAGGAUUGCAACGAGGCAAAUCUUAACGGACGUAAAUUCACCUACACUUCGCCAACAAAGGCCCUCGGUGUUACCUGGCACAUCAAAGGCCAAGAAGAAUCCUACUAUUAUCCCUACGACAGUGUGGAGAUGAAGAUCAAGGACUACGACUAUGGUUUCUGCACGGGCGCUUUUAGAUCCAAACGUAUCUAAUUUCUAAUUUCUGCUUCGGUGCAAAAAAAAAAAAAAGCACUAAAUUGA